Messenger RNA from Adineta steineri, 1506 nucleotides. The record is from the annotation of a GenBank genome assembly. NCBI's taxonomy places the organism in Eukaryota, Metazoa, Rotifera, Eurotatoria, Adinetida, Adinetidae.
AUGGAACUUGAACGCGACAUACAAAUUGUAAUUGUAGCUCAUCUCGAUGAUGAUCAAUGUAUUGAAUCAAUAAAUACAAAAUUAAAUAUACAAAAACUUCGUUUUAAUGAUGAAUUAAAAAAAAUUCCUGAAUUAUAUUCAACAGAUGAUAAUGUUGAUGACUCAGAAUAUGUUAAUGGUUUACAAAUGAAAUGUCGUUUUAUAAAAUCAAAUCAUAUGACAACAUUUAUUCGAGAAGAAGAUCGUCUUAUUGAAAUAACAGAACCAACAAUAAAUCAAUCACAUAUUGAUGUUUAUAAACAUUAUCCAAUACGUUCAUUUGAUUUGUACAUAGUAUCUGCUCGUUUAAAUCAUAAAUCAUUGUAUGUUAAUGAUUGGUGGACAAUUUUUAAAACUUUGAUUAUAUCAUCGAAUAAUGAUAGUAAUGAAAAACAAAUUCAACAACUUUGUGCACCGGCGUUUAAUAUACCUUUACCAAAACAACUUGCAUAUCAAUCAUCUUGUUUAAUAAAAUUCUAUGAAAUGUUUAAAUCAACUUUAUUUUCGAUUAUAAAACAAUCAACAGCAUCAUCAUCAAGUUUAUUAUCAACUAUAAGUCAUAUACGUCCAGCUAUACAGCUAUCAUAUCGACCGGAGAUUCUUGGUUGGUUUGAUAGAAGAAUUGCAAAUCAUAAACGUUUGAAGAAACUUUUAGAUAAUAAUUGUAUAUGUUUAGUUGCAUGUGGAACGAAAAAAACUUCAUUUCAAUAUGAUUUUUCUCUUAUUGAAUUUCAUAUAAUUAGUCAAUUUAAUGCAAGUGAAUGGCAAUUACAUACACUUGUUAAAAGAUUUACUAUGAAACAUUUACGUUGUCCAUUAGAUAAUUCAUUUCUUCGUACAAGUGUUUUAUGGAUAUGUGAAAUUCAUGAUCUUGAAAAUUAUCAUCAUAUAUUUGAAGUUUGGAUAGCAUUUAUGCGUGAUGUAUGUCGAAAACGUUCUCUAUCACAUUAUUUUCUUGAAAAUUAUAAUAUUUAUGAAGAACAUUCAAAUUUAAUUGAUAUUAUCAAUACAAUUGAUUAUACAAAUAUUGAUUUAUUUAUUGAAAAACUUGAAGAAAAUUUUAUUUUUCCAUAUGUUCAUCAAUAUAAUGAUCGAAUGAAAAAUUUAAUCGCAUAUUUUGAAUCACAACCUGUUCUAGCACUUAAAAUGAAAAUAAUUUAUAAUGUUACAGUUAAAUCACAAUUUCCUAAUGCCGAUUGUUCAUUAAAUGAAAUGUGUAGUAUACUUUGUCAUCUAUCAUUUUUAGAAGAUAACGAUAAAGAAAAUAUAAUUAAUUUUUGGUAUCAACAAUGGAAACCUUUAUUUAUUGAUUUUAAUCGUGAUGAUAUUGUUAUUCGUCCUCAAUCAUCAUCAUCAAUAAAUUAUCGUCCAGAUCAAUUAGCACAACAAAUGACAGCAAGUGUAUUUAAACUUAUUCAAAUGGAUUUAAUUCAAAUGAUUAAUAUAAUAAAACCCAAACUAGAAUAA